AUGGAUCUCGACGGGCCAGCUCUUGCGCCUCCCAAGGGUAUCAAGCCAAAUUUCGACAACCCUCCGAAUCAAAAUGGAAUGGCACAGGCUAUAUUGACUGUUUGUGCGGCCGUGGCUUCAAUAUGCCUUUUCCUACGUGCAUAUGCAAGAGUGUACUUGUUGAGGAAGGUUCAGGUUGAAGAAAUCCUGGCUGUUUGUGCCUUUGGAUGUUUCUGGGGAGCAAUUUGGGCCACUUUCGCCAUGGUCAAAAUCCCUGGAUAUUUCGUUCAUCAAUGGAAUAUUCGCCUCCGAGACACCGACGCCGUCAACUACUACGUUCUAGUCUUCGGCGUCUGCUAUUCCAUCGUCCUACCCCUUCUCAAGGUCGCCAUCCUGGUCGAAUGGUGUCGCAUGUUCGCCCCUCGAGGCCGACAAUCUGAAGGAUAUUUCUGGUGGGGUUGUGUCAUCGUCAUCUUUGUUCAAGUCACAGCGGGAAUCGCCAUCGUGAUUGCCUUGAACACGCAAUGUAUUCCUCACCAGGCGAUCUAUAAUCUCGCCAUCGAGGGGAAAUGUUUCGAUUUGUAUAAGCUGGAAGUGAGCUCGGCUACUAUUCAGCUGGCAUCCGACAUUGCUAUCAUGUUGUUGCCGCAGCAGGUGAUCUGGACGUUGAAAAUGACAUGGCGCAAGCGUAUGGGUGUGUCUGUUAUUUUUGGCCUGGGUUUGUUAGCCUGCGUCUCAGCCGCCUUCCGACUAGCCGUGACAGUCCAACACAGCGAAGCCCAGGACUCGAUAUACCACCUCGCCCCUUUGGUAUUUUGGGCUACGGCCGAAAUGUCAUGCGGCUUCUUCAUCGUCUGCCUUCCGUGUAUACCUAAGAUUUUGAAAGAAACCGGAGUCAGCCGAAACAUCAAGCGGGCUUUUGGGAUGAAGACAUCGGGAAGCAAUUCUAAGGGGGUAGAACACUACGGCACUGGCCGAUCAAAUGGACAUGCCAAGGUGGCCUCGAAGUCUGACACUUAUCACAAGAUUGACGAGGACGGACUUCCGUUGGGGACGCUGAAGGGAUCCGAGUCAACAGAGCAUUUAAAUGCUGGUAUUACUCGCACGACGAGGAUCACUGUCACGCAGGACCCUCGGACUAUCAGUGAUGAUGGGACUCGCGGUAUUCUCUAUCCAUAG
Messenger RNA from Aspergillus steynii IBT 23096, 1158 nucleotides. RefSeq lists its product as uncharacterized. The record is from RefSeq and is a predicted model, not a curated record. NCBI's taxonomy places the organism in Eukaryota, Fungi, Ascomycota, Eurotiomycetes, Eurotiales, Aspergillaceae. Bases 1 to 1158 code for a protein of 385 amino acids. The transcript is spliced from 5 exons.